Trichomonas vaginalis G3 is the source of this 261-nucleotide messenger RNA. RefSeq lists its product as uncharacterized. NCBI's taxonomy places the organism in Eukaryota, Parabasalia, Trichomonadida, Trichomonadidae. The transcript has a single exon. The coding region runs from base 1 to 261 and encodes 86 amino acids. The record is from RefSeq and is a predicted model, not a curated record.
AUGAGCUUGUUCUUGAAGGUCAUUCAUGAUGAAAUAACUGUUGUAGAAGAUGUUAGCAAUUGUUCAGACAUUUUAUUGAGAAUAGAUGAGAUAAGAAAGAAGUUAGAUAGACCGCAAACGGACUCUUUGAGUCCUGAAGGUCUUUCAGACCGAAGCGGUGAGGGCGAAGCCCGUGAGAACGCUUAUGUUUCAUUGACUUUCUCCAGUAACGAGAACUUUUAUGAGAUAAUAUUGAAGAGAGAUGAUUUUAAUAUGGUGUAA